AUGCAAGCUGAAUGCAUUAGGCGAGCAGGAGGAUUCAAGAAAUUGGCAAAUUCAGAAGGGAAAAAGCCAGUGCUACUAUUCUGGGACGGAUUCCAAUGGGUGGCCAAAACCGGAGCAAGCUCUGCAUUGUUAUCGGACCCACGAAUGGUUAAUAGCACUCGGAAGUUGCGGCGAUUGUAUUUUGGCAACCUGCCGUUGCAUCUUGGAUUGACAGAAGCGAAUUUCCAGCAGCAGAUUUUCGAAGAAAUGAGGAGACGGGGCCUAUGUAGUGACCCGAAUGAGAAUCCGGUGUUGUGUGUAUGGUUUGCUAAGGACAAAGGGAAUUACGGCUUUGUGGAAUUUGCUUCGGUUGAGGAGACGGAAAGAGCGUUGACCAUGGAUGGUAUGGAGACUAUGGGUGUAACGAUCAAGAUCUCCCGGCCGAAUGAUUACUGUAGUGCCACCAACCAAUCUGGUGCGCUGCCGACUCAAAUGGUACCUCCUAAUCUCUUGCCUAAGACGAGUGCUGCGGGUGUGAAUCAAAUCAUUGGACAGAUUGCCGACUCGCGGCUAGUCCUAAUGAAACGAAUGGUCCUUGAAAAUGACGUGGAGGACGGUCCAGAGGAGUACUUGGAGGUUCUGGAUGACAUUGUUGAGGGCUGUGCUGGCUGUGGCAAAGUCAUCGGUGCCGCACUCGUGACUCCCGACAUCGGUGCUCAAGAUCACACUGUUGACACUGGCGACGUAUACGUCUUGUUCAGCCACGCACAAGAAGCGGACAAAUGCUACCAGACAAUGUCGCAACGUCAGUAUUUUGGCCGACCAAUUCGCGUCCAGAAGAUUGCGUCUGAAGUGUGGUUUAAUAGAAUUUCGAAACUACCAAACGCCAAACACAUGUCUUAA
Molecule: messenger RNA, 882 nt
Organism: Gregarina niphandrodes
Lineage: Eukaryota; Apicomplexa; Conoidasida; Eugregarinorida; Gregarinidae
Product: putative splicing factor
Exons: 3
Coding region: 1-882 (293 amino acids)
Cellular component (GO): nuclear speck; U2AF complex; commitment complex
Molecular function (GO): pre-mRNA 3'-splice site binding; poly-pyrimidine tract binding
Source: RefSeq, a predicted model, not a curated record